Molecule: messenger RNA, 1580 nt
Organism: Amoebophrya sp. A120
Lineage: Eukaryota; Dinophyceae; Syndiniales; Amoebophryaceae
Source: the annotation of a GenBank genome assembly
CUCGGAGUUAGAUUUGGACAGCAAUUCGAGCAGCGCGCCGAACAGUCGUGAGCAGUCCAUGAUGUCGGUGUUGAGUGGGCGGGGAGGCGGCUAUUACACCUGCAUUGAUAGUGCCAGAGGUGGUGGUGGCACAACCGAGGCUAGUGGUGUUGCCGGUGCGGCUGAAUUAUCGCCUUCUGCGUUGGAAAUCGAUUUGUUUGAGGAGCCACUCUUCACGCCUCUCGAGGAGGAUGCCAGUGCUCGUGCUGCGCAGCAGGGUUGUGUGGAGGAACAAGAUGAACUACUAGGGUCCUCGACGGUAGAUCAACAUCAAGUCGAAAGCCGGUCGAACUCGCACGAGAGCACGGUGCCGAGCCUUCCUGACCUUCUCACCAGAACUUCUACCAGUCGACAACCUUGCACUCGAGAGGGAUCUUCGCCGGAGCAGCAAGAAACUUCCGCUCCAGCAGCCACACAGCCAACGACGAGUGGUCUUCUGCUAGAAGACAAUGACGAUUUCUGGACAUCAACGACGGCAUCCAGCUCCUCGAACACCGCGGCCUCAUCUUCCCUCACCGAGCAGCAGAAGCAGGACCUGUUCGCGAAGCUGACCGGCGCGAACCAGAAAGUCCUCAGCGGUGUGAUCAGUACGAACUUGUUCGAAGAUAUCCAGGAAAAAACACACAUACCCAUCCACUUUUUGCAUGACAAACGCCGCAACUCAUGCAUGUUUUGCAUGACAAAUUGGAUGGGGAUGGGUGCGGGUGUUUUUUCCUGGAUAGAAGAUGACAGCGAGGACGACCAGGAGCAUGUCUCCGUGUCGAAACAAGCCUCUGCGGCAAGCGUGUACGGGAGCGGAGCUGCACCAGACGAACGGCAGAAAAUAAACCAGGGUGGUUCCAGUGCCGAGAUGACUUUGAAGGAACUUAUCGAGCGAGAGUACAGCACCGGUCGCACAACUAGUGGUAAAACAUCGACCAAGAAACUCCUCGAUCCCGCACAGCUCUGUCCGUCCAACGGCAGCGCAAAAACCGACACAACGUACACCAGCACUGCGAUUGGAUAUCAGACAUCGGAUUGCAGUGCGUCAGCUAUUUCUACUCAUUCUGUUUCUGCAUCACAAGACCCAAGUGGCCGUCGCGAAAAAUUUUUGUCCGGUGCUAGUCUGUUCACCGACCAUUCUGGCGAUGACGACCGCCAGUUGAUGUUGGGUACUUCGUUCUGCUCCGAAGGGGGCGCGUCAGCGUCGGGAAGUGGUGGAAAUUUGUUUUCCUCGGAAGGGAGUCUCGUUGCCGCUGGUGGAACAACAGCUGUAGUAACUUCUCCCAUGCAGAACAGCAACACAAUCUCUGCAAACCAACAGGAGAUGCAACAGGAGCAGCAGCAGCUUUGUGAUAGCACCUCUAGUUGCGGACUACUUGAUAUCCAAUCUUCCUCCUGGGCGAGAACCAUCACGCCUGCUAGUACGGCUGCAAAGAGUUGUAGUUCCGCGGAGGAGCUACCGGAAUUUUCAGGCGGAACGAGUACUGACGAGGUUGUGAAACAGCAGGAGAAAGAACCAAAGGAGGUUGGGGACUAAAUGGAAAUCGAUCAUGUUGGGC